AUGAUUGCCUACAAUCUUCCAAGGCUCACAUAUACCAUCCAGGCAAUAUGGGUGGAGGAGGCAAGCUAUAUGCCAGCAAACAGGAUCAAGGAAUCUCUUUGCAGUGACAGCUCGGCAGUGAAGAAGAGUGGCAGCACCGUCACUGGGUUGAGAUUGACGAAUGGCCAGACUAUACGAUCAAAGUAUUAUAUUGAAGCGUCAUACGAAGGUGACUUCCUCGUCGCUGCCGGGAUAUCCACUGCAUUGGGACGAGAAUCAUCAUCGCAGUAUAACGAAAGCUUAGCAGGAGUCCGGGACGACACACGGUACACCCAGUUCGAAAUCCCAAUUGAUCCCUAUAUUGUGCCUGGAGAUCCCUCAAGUGGGCUUCUUCACGGUAUUUCGCCAGAACCAUUUGGUAAACCUGGUGAUGGAGACCAGCAUCUGGCUGCUUACUCUUACCGGCUCCCUCUGACAGAUGUGGAAGGCAAAAAAUUGGCCAUCUACAACCUGAGGGGGAUUCCAAACCGGAAGACGGAUCUCAUUGGAUCGGAAGCUGUGCUGUGUACUGAUCUACUCGAUAUGAACGAUGACUGGCCUACUGCAGAUGCUAAUGGUCGCCAGAAAAUCCUUGACGAAACGGCCACUUCCACUAAGGGUCUCAUUUGGUUCUUUGCAAAUGAUGAAGCUGUUCCUGCCGAUAUUCGCCAGGAAUGGUCUCGAUUUGGCUACUGCCUUGACGAAUUCCCCGACAACAACCAUUUCCCUCGCCAGCUCUACGUUCGCGAUGCACGGAGAAUGGUGUCUGACUAUGUUGUUACCCAGCAUACGGCAUCCGAACACGAUGGAGGAGAGCACGAUCCAUGUCCUGUCGCGAUUGCAUACUGGCCUACGGAUACUCAUUGCGCACGUAGAGUGGUCCGAGAUGGCCUGGUACAUCAUGAAGGCUUCAUCUUCAAGGACAAACACCAGUGGCGGCCUUUCGGUAUCUCUUAUCGGUCCUUGGUACCAAAGAGGGCUGAGGCUACAAAUGUCUUGACAGCUACCUGCCCAAGCUCUUCUCACGUUGGAUACGGGGCUGUUCGAAUUGAACACCAGUUCUAUGAACUAGGACAGGCAUGUGCAAAUGCGUGUGAUAUCGUACUGAAAGAUGCAGAUGCUCACGGCUCGGUCCAAGAUGUUCCGUACAGUGUGCUCCGGGAAAGGCUGCUGGAGCAAGGGGCUGUUCUCGAUGUUUCUCUUGUCGGAAAGCCGGAUUUCGGCCUUCUCUAA
Messenger RNA from Penicillium manginii, 1251 nucleotides. RefSeq lists its product as uncharacterized. The transcript has 5 exons. Bases 1 to 1251 code for a protein of 416 amino acids. The record is from RefSeq and is a predicted model, not a curated record. NCBI's taxonomy places the organism in Eukaryota, Fungi, Ascomycota, Eurotiomycetes, Eurotiales, Aspergillaceae.